Molecule: messenger RNA, 4242 nt
Organism: Pelobates fuscus (common spadefoot toad)
Lineage: Eukaryota; Metazoa; Chordata; Amphibia; Anura; Pelobatidae
Gene: KIF5A
Product: kinesin family member 5A
Exons: 30
Coding region: 496-3630 (1044 amino acids)
Biological process (GO): mitotic cell cycle; microtubule-based movement
Cellular component (GO): microtubule
Molecular function (GO): microtubule motor activity; ATP binding; microtubule binding
Source: RefSeq, a predicted model, not a curated record
CUUAAAGAGAUACCCAGACGUGCUGUAGCACUAGUGGAGGAGCAGAGCCUGCAGGACACACUGCAAGAGAAGCUGCUGCCCCCAUCUCUGCAGCACCGAGCAUUUCACAAGACACCCUGACAGCAGCACCCAAUACGUGGUUAUUGCACAGCACCAGGGACAGAGGCAUCGCCCAUAGACACAUCCUCCUCCUCCCUAAGGCUGACAGCAUCCAGAUGAAUCCAUCUACCCGGCAGGACCAGGCAGCCAGCCCCUUCACACCUGCAUCGUAUCUCAUCUUAUCUCCUCAUCUCUAAGGAGACCGUCAUCCCAUCUGCCAACGUUCCAUGCUAGAAUCCUGUGAUUAAACAAACCCACUAAGCCCUCUCCCAGGAGCCCUCAGCUGCCUACACCCCAUCUGAUUAGGGGAUCACUUGUAUUUACAGGGCACUAACAGAAAAAAAGCCUCUCUAAAGCUCAUUGCUUCUUGUGGCAUCCAUCACCAAUUCCCCCAUCAUGGCUGAAAACAAUGAAUGCAGCAUCAAGGUCCUGUGUCGCUUUCGCCCAUUGAAUUCAGCAGAGGUGACCAGAGGGGACAAAUUCAUCCCUGUGUUCCAAGGAGAUGACUCUGUGAUUGUUGGGGGGAAACCUUAUGUAUUUGACCGGGUAUUUCCUCCAAAUACAACACAGGAGCAAGUUUAUCAUGCGUGCGCCAUGCAAAUUGUUAAAGAUGUCCUGGCUGGGUAUAACGGAACAAUCUUUGCCUAUGGACAAACUGCCUCCGGGAAGACACACACUAUGGAGGGGAAGCUUCAUGAUCCACACUUGAUGGGAAUAAUUCCGAGGAUAGCCAGAGACAUCUUCAAUCACAUCUACUCCAUGGAUGAGAACCUGGAAUUUCACAUCAAGGUUUCCUAUUUUGAGAUUUACUUGGAUAAAAUCAGAGAUCUUCUUGAUGUGUCUAAAACAAACCUCUCGGUGCAUGAAGAUAAAAACCGUGUUCCAUUUGUCAAGGGCUGCACCGAGCGCUUUGUGUCCAGUCCUGAGGAGAUCCUGGAUGUCAUUGAUGAAGGGAAGUCCAAUCGUCAUGUGGCCGUGACAAACAUGAAUGAGCACAGUUCUCGUAGCCACAGCAUCUUCCUCAUCAACAUCAAACAGGAGAAUGUGGAGACAGAGCUGAAAUUGAGUGGCAAGUUGUACCUGGUGGAUCUGGCUGGCAGUGAAAAGGUCAGUAAGACUGGAGCUGAAGGAGCUGUUUUGGAUGAAGCCAAGAACAUUAACAAGUCUCUGUCUGCCCUGGGGAAUGUCAUCUCUUCACUGGCUGAUGGAUCGAAAGGAUAUGUGCCCUACAGAGAUAGUAAGAUGACCCGUAUCCUUCAGGAUUCCCUGGGUGGGAAUUGUAGGACAACUAUGUUCAUUUGCUGUUCUCCAUCUAGCUACAAUGAUGCAGAGACCAAGUCAACACUGAUGUUUGGCCAGAGGGCAAAGACCAUCAAGAACACAGCAUCUGUCAACCUGGAGUUGACAGCAGAACAAUGGAAGAAGAAGUAUGAAAAGGAAAAAGAGAAGAACAAGACAAUGAAGGAGACCAUUCAAAAGCUGGAGGCAGAGCUCAGCCGCUGGAGGAGCGGUAAGGAGGAACCCAUGACUGGUGAAAAUGUUCCUGAAAUCGAGCAACUGAGUGAUGGAGAGCAGCUCACCCAGGAUACCUGUGAUGAAACUCCUGUUAAUGAUAACAACUCUUCUAUUGUCAUUCGGAUCUCAGAAGAAGAAAGAAGGAAAUAUGAGGAGGAGAUACGAAAAAUGUACAAGCAACUUGAUGACAAGGACGAUGAGAUCAACCAGCAGAGCCAGCUUGUUGAGAAGCUCAAACAACAGAUGCUGGAUCAAGAGGAGCUUCUAAUAUCCACUCGGGGUGACAAUGACAAGGUUCAGUUAGAACUGAGCCGCCUUCAGUCAGAGAAUGACUGUGCCAAAGAAGAAGUGAAGGAAGUCCUGCAGGCUCUCGAAGAGCUGGCUGUCAACUAUGAUCAGAAGUCCCAGGAAGUCGAAGAUAAGACCGUGCAGAAUAAAAUUCUGUCUGAUGAGCUCUCUCAGAAAGUGGCUACUCUGCUGUCCCUGGAAAAUGAUCUGCAUCGACUACAGGAGUUCAGUGCUCAUCAACGCAAGAGAAUUGCCGAUGUGCUUAAUGGACUCAUGAAAGACCUUAGUGAGUUCAGUGUUAUUGUCGGCAAUGGAGAGUUUAAACUGCCUGUGGAGAUCAGUGGUGCCAUAGAAGAAGAAUUUACGGUAGCGCGCUUGUACAUCAGUAAGAUCAAAUCUGAGGUGAAGUCAGUCGUGAAGCGGUGUCGGCAGCUGGAGAACCUGCAGGUGGAGUGUCACCGCAAAAUGGAGGUCACUGGACGGGAGUUGUCCUCCUGCCAGCUGCUUAUAUCCCAGCAUGAAGCUAAGAUCCGCUCACUGACAGAGUACAUGCAUAGCGUGGAGAUGAAGAAACGGCAGCUAGAGGAUUCUUACGAUACACUGAGCGAGGAGCUGGCCAAGAUGCAGGCUCAAGACAAUGUGACUGAAGUAACAACAAAGGAUAAAGAACAAGAUGCAAUGGAUGCUCACGAGGUCAAGAAGGUUCUGGAGAUGCAGAUGGAAAGCCACCGUGAAGCCCAUCAUAAACAGCUGGCCCGUCUCCGAGAUGAGAUUAAUGAGAAGCAGAAGAUCAUUGAUGAGCUAAAAGAUCUAAACCAGAAGCUGCAGUUGGAGCUUGAGAAGUUGCGUGCUGAUUAUGAGAAGCUGAAGAGUGAGGAGCACGAGAAGAACAUUAAGCUGCAGGAGCUGACAUUUCUGUACGAGAAGCACGAACAGUCCAAGCAGGAUCUCAAAGGGCUGGAGGAGACCGUUGCUCGUGAACUCCAGACCCUCCACAAUCUUCGGAAGCUUUUUGUUCAAGACGUCACAUCUCGAGUCAAGAAAAGUGCUGAGAUGGAACCCGAGGAUAGUGGGGGGAUUCAUUCCCAGAAACAGAAGAUUUCCUUUCUUGAGAACAACCUGGAGCAACUUACAAAGGUUCACAAACAGCUGGAUGACUGGGUAUCGAAGCUGGUUCGUGACAAUGCAGAUCUUCGUUGUGAGCUUCCUAAACUGGAAAAACGUCUUCGGGCUACAGCUGAGAGAGUUAAGGCCCUGGAGGGUGCACUGAAGGAGGCCAAAGAAGGUGCUAUGAAAGACAAGAGAAGAUAUCAGCAGGAAGUGGAUCGGAUUAAGGAGGCUGUGCGCUACAAGAACACAGUGAGACGCACGCACACUGCACAGAUUGCAAAGCCCAUCCGACCUGGACAUUACCCUGCAUCCUCUCCUACCAAUCACUAUGGCGUCCGUAAUUCUGAUUCAGUUAGCUACACAAACAACCUCUUUCAGAACUACCAAAAUAUUUACAUGAGGCCAUCCAGUCCUACCAAUGAAACAUUCUUUGCCAACCCAUGUACCACCUCACAGAGCAGUUCUUCCAGCAGCAGCUUGCUUCCAUACCAGAAGAUGAAUGUGGAUAAUGGCAAUGCUACAGACAUCAAUGACAACAGAAGUGAUUUGCCAUGUGGCUGUGAAGCUGAUGAUCAGUCUAAGUUGUUCCCGCUCCAUCAGGAGACAGCAGCAAGCUAAUAACAGCUUGCUAAUAUUGCCUCUCACCUGCACUUUCAGUUUCCAGUGGGACUGAAGCUUACUCCCAGCAUGCUGCAAUCUAGCUUUUUGUGGCCUCUGCUGCCAAACAUUAUCCUUCCUGUAUGACUCUUGCUCAAUGUCUUUCUACCGUGCUCUGUUACUGUACUGUAUAUUACCAGCUGCUAAUGUUUAUUCUAUACCUUUGCAAUGCACUCGAUUAUGUAUCCACUUGUGUUUCAACUCUAUCCUCUAGAAGUUCCUAAUCGUAUAUCUGUCUAAUCACACACUGUUAUUUCCAUGGGGUUAGUUAUGUAUCACCAGACAAGUGGAAUAAAAGGUGAUGAAAUAAAGGAAUGUUGUUACUUCCACUCAAUGUUCUUGAUGGUCUAUUGAAGCUUCUUAGAUUUGACAUGAUUCGUUUAUUUAACCCUUCGAAUGCCAGGAGGCCUGUCCUGAUAGGAUUAACUAAGUUGAUUGCACUGGCCAGGUUUAUUAUUUUUUUGUGUUUGCUCCAUCUGAUCAUAUCUACAAUAGAAUAAAAUGUUUGAUUUUUUUUUUUAUAUUGAAAGAAUAAUCAGGGCAAUUAUUUACAAUAAAAUUACUUGAACUGUA